Messenger RNA from Selaginella moellendorffii, 3056 nucleotides. Its product is annotated as transportin-1. Gene Ontology annotation, cellular component: cytoplasm; nucleus. The record is from RefSeq and is a predicted model, not a curated record. NCBI's taxonomy places the organism in Eukaryota, Viridiplantae, Streptophyta, Lycopodiopsida, Selaginellales, Selaginellaceae. Gene Ontology annotation, biological process: protein import into nucleus. The coding region runs from base 36 to 2756 and encodes 906 amino acids. Gene Ontology annotation, molecular function: small GTPase binding; nuclear import signal receptor activity. The transcript has 26 exons.
CAGGGAUUUAGGGCUCGCGUCGCGACGGCGCCCCCAUGGAUCAAAGAUCGCCAUGGCAGCCGCGGGAGGAGGGCGUCAACGAAAUCUGCGCGCUGCUCCAGGAGGGCAAGCGGCCCAACGCCGACCAGGCGCGGAUUUUCGAGCAGCUCCAGCGCUGCAGCCAGGUCCCGGAUUUCAACAAUUACCUCGUCUUCAUCCUCUGCCGCAGCGAGGGACAAUCAGUGGUAGUCCGACAGAGCGCUGGAUUGCUACUGAAAAACAACUUAAAAUCGUCCUACAAACGUCUCCCUGGCGUCUACCAGCAAUAUAUCAAGUCGGAGCUUCUUCCUCGACUUGGAUCUCCAAACAGGGAACUACGUGCCACCGUCGGGACCGUCGUGAGUGUGAUCAUCCAGGAAGGCCAGCUCCAGACGUGGCCCGAGUUGUUCCAAGGGAUUCUAGAGUGCCUCGAGAGCAACGAUUAUAACCACAUGGAAGGAGCGCUUGACGCAUUGUCUAAGAUUUGUGAGGAUGCCGCCGAUCAACUAGACCAAGUUGUCCCAGGACUAGCACAGAAACCGUCUGAUGUGUUUAUUCCGCGGCUGCUGAAGUUCUUCUCGUCGUCUCACGUAACGCUAAGAAAGCUUGCGCUGGGCGCGGUGAACCAAUUUAUUAAUUUCAUGCCCCAGGUAAGAAGUGAGGUUUUGUUUUCUUCUUGCUGCUCAUACGCUGAGCUGUUUCAGGCACUCUUUGUUAACAUGGAUAACUACCUUCAAGGUCUUUUUACGCUUUCCAACGAUCCUGCGCCUGAAGUGAGGAAAUUGGUGUGUGCGGCGCUCGUUCGUUUGUUGGAGAUGGAUGCAGAAAUUCUCCGGCCUCACAUGAAAAGUGUAAUUGAAUAUAUGUUACAAGCAAACAAUGAUCCAGAUCCAGAAGUAGCGCUAGGGUCAUGUGAGUUCUGGACGGCAUUUUGUGAAGCACAGCUACCUUUGGAACUUUUAAGAGACGCCCUACCUCGACUAAUUGGAGUUCUUCUAACAAAUAUGAUAUAUGCAGAUGAUGAUGAAGCUCUGCUCGACUCUCAGGACGAUGAAAGCGUACCCGACUCGGAGCAGAACUUAAAGCCUAGAUUUCAUCAAUCACGAGUUCAUGGAAAUGAAACUGAUGAUGAUGAGGACACGGAUGAAAUUAUAAGUUCGUGGAAUUUGCGCAAGUGCAGUGCCGCUGGACUGGACACUCUAUCGACAUUAUUUGGCGACGAUAUUUUACCUCUCCUCAUGCCCCUAGUAGAGGCAAGACUAUCGAAUUCGUCGGAUGAUAAAUGGAAAGAUCGCGAGGCAGCAGUUUUGGCUCUAGGAGCUGUUGCUCAAGGCUGUAUAAAUGGUCUCCUUCCACACCUUCCUCAGAUGAUUGCAUUCCUUACACCACUUCUGGAAGACAAGCAUCCUUUGGUCAGAGGGAUCACCUGUUGGACACUGUCUCGUUAUAGCAAAUGGAUAGUCCAGGCAGCAAGUGAAACAAAUGGUCUCCAACAGUUCGAUAGUGUUUUAACGGGACUACUUCGACAAGUCAUUGGCACCAACAAACAAGUACAAGAAGCAGCCUGCUCCGCGUUUGCUACGCUUGAAGAAGAAGCGGCAGAAGAAGUUAUUCUUCAACAUCAUCUUGAAGUCAUUCUACAACAUCUUAUGUUUGCUUUUAGUAAAUACCAGCGCCGUAACCUACGAAUUUUGUACGAUGCCAUCGGAACGCUAGCAGAUGCAGUGGGUGGAGACCUUAAUGAGCCCAAGUAUCUCAAUAUACUGAUGCCACCAUUGAUAGCAAAAUGGCAACAGCUCGCCGAUAAUGACAAAGAUCUAUUUCCACUUCUAGAAUGUUUUACGUCCAUCGCACAGGCAUUAGGCUCUGGAUUUGCGCAGUACGCAGAACCGAUUUUUGCCAGAUGUAUUCGAGUUAUUCGCACGCAGGAAGUUGCGAAGGCUGAUCCUGGAAGGGCCGGUGUGCAAUAUGACAAGGAAUUCAUCGUGUGCUCACUCGAUCUACUUUCUGGUUUAGCUGAAGGUCUGGGAAGCAACAUGGAGAGCUUGGUUGUGAGAAGUGAUCUCAGAGAUCUCUUGUUUUAUUGCUGCGGCGACGAAGCACCAGAAGUUCGUCAAAGUGCACUUGCGCUUUUGGGAGAUCUUGCAAAGGCUUGUGCUGGUCACCUCCAACCGAGGAUGGGUGAUUUCCUCAGUCUUGCAGCAAGGCAACUGGACGUUGAACAUGUUUCUGUAUCUAACAAUGCGUGCUGGGCGAUAGGCGAAAUUGCAAUCAAGGUUGGAAAAGAGAUUGCUCCUAUUGUGAUGGGUGUCAUCAGUUGCCUGGUGCCCAUACUUUCGAGUGUUGAGAACGUCAACAAAUCGAUGCUGGAGAACAGUGCGAUUACCCUUGGAAGACUGGGUUGGGUUUGUCCCGAGCUCGUUGCUCCACACAUUGAUCACUUUAUGAAGAUUUGGUGCCAAUCGUUAGCCAUGGUCCGCGACGAUAUUGAAAAAGAGGACGCUUUCCGAGGACUUUGUGCAAUGGUAAGGCUGAAUCCCGGGGGUGCUGCAAAAUACUUUGGGUCUAUAUGCGAAGCCAUCGGUAGCUGGCAUGAAAUUCGAAGUGCCGAGCUACGCUCCGAGAUAACACAAGUCCUACACGGAUUCAAGCAGAUGCUUGGUGGAUCCUGGGAGCAGUACUUCAGUUACCUCGAUCCUGGCACCCAAGAAAAGCUGAAAAGAAGGUACGGCUUGUGACAAAUCACGGCAAAUCACAGGUUUCCACAUUGAUCUUUAUUCUGCGGGGUCUGGAGUGAAAAAAGGCCUGGUUUUUGUGCUUCCACCUCCCACUCGUGACGUUUUUUUUAGCAGCUUUACGCAAAGAAAAAAAAGAGAGAGACAGCGAGAGAGAUGUUUGAAUAAGGAGAGACUACCAAAGCAAGCCUUUUUUUUUUUUUUUUGAGUGGAGAAAGGGAGAGGAGAGAAGAGAAGAGCGGAGUUUUGUUUUGUAAAAAAGAAGCAAAGAUUUAUGUAAGACACUAAAAUUUUUGGAGGGAA